Messenger RNA from Malania oleifera, 741 nucleotides. RefSeq lists its product as uncharacterized. Bases 285 to 536 code for a protein of 83 amino acids. The transcript is spliced from 3 exons. The record is from RefSeq and is a predicted model, not a curated record. Lineage: Eukaryota; Viridiplantae; Streptophyta; Magnoliopsida; Santalales; Ximeniaceae.
GUCGUUCGUCUGGUGCAGUUCCCCCAAAAGGGCCAAAGUAUUGCGAGUAGGAUUAAGCAGCGGUUUUAGUUCCAGCGGCCAUUUGAUUAUUUUUAGUGGCGAUAAAAUAGCGCCAUUAAAGCUAUCGUGAACUGCUUAAUUUUGUUCUAGCGGCGCUAUUCGAUUAUUUUUAGUGGCGAUAAAAAGCGCCAUUAAAGAUAUCGCGAACAGCUUAAAACGACUUUUCUUCUGUCCCGUCCCUGUAAACAAACGACACGCGAAGGGUGAGAGAGGAAGGGAGAGAGAUGGGAGGAGGGCAACUGUUGCAGAGGAUUCCCCGCAUUAGGUUUCCUACAAGACACCCAAAUUCAGGCUCUACAUCCCACAUGGAAGUUGCGUCCAAAGAUGGGGAUGCUCAUUAUACUUUCUCUUCAAGAUCUGAUGUUCCAGCAGCACCCAAAAAUACUGCUGUGGGUGGGAAAGCUUCUCUUCUGCCAAAACGCACCCCUGUCUCAGACAAGGAGGUAGAAGCUAUUUUGUUGGGUGCCUGCUUCUGAUAUUUUGACUCUUGCUUCAUGGGAGGCUGUGCAGUGCAAUUGAAACCUUAAUGGUCUUUUUUCUUUUUUUUUUCCGAUCUCCAUUUUUCUGAAACAUGUGCCUGUUGAUCUUCAUAAGAGUGCAGCUCCAUCACAAUGUCGUGAGGGAGUUGCAAGGAAACAAGUUAUAGACCUACUGUGAUAAUAUAAAUACAGAUUGUAUCAA